AUGGGGAAAUUAACAAAAGAGGAGAAGAAAGCUUUAAAAGAAGCUAAAAAGCAACAAAGAUUAUUUGAAGCCGAAAUGGCGCGACGUCAAAGAGAAAUGGAUCAUUUGGAACGAGAGUUAGGCUUUACUAGACGUAGUCAACAAUUAAUGAAUAAAAAAUUUCGUGAUGAACUAAUGAAAAUUGCAAUUAAGAAAUUUCGAGAAAAUGCAGAAACAGCAUGGGCACAGUUUAAUAAAGCGAUUGAUUGUAAAGAUUAUGCAAUUAGUUUGAAAUUAGAAGAAGUUGAUCAAUCGAGCGAACAACAUAUGACAAAUUUUACAGGACAUGCGGAACAAAUUGAUAAAUUUCUUCAUUUAUUGCAAGGUCGAAUCGGUGAUUUACGACAACAAUAUUCAGACGAUUUACGUCAUUUAACAUCAAUUAGUACAGAAAUAUUCAAUCAAAUCAAACAACAUCAAUUUGAGACUGAUGAAUAUUUACGAAGAAUGGUAUAUCAAUUAGAUGUUGGUGGGAAAAAUCUAAUAAAAAAUUUAGAUACUGAACAUCAAAAUAAAAUGGAUGUAGAAGAUAAUAAAGCUAGCGAAGUUACUGAACACAUCCAUAUAGACCUGGAGCGGAAAAUGGACGUGUAUUGGACUGCAUAUAAGGAUACACUCAAUGCAUAUGCUGCACACGUUGACGAACGUAAAAGCGAAUACAAGCGGUUGAUAGCACAAGAUUCGAAAAACAGUGCACACAUUUCGAAACAAAUAGAUAAAACUGCUUUCUUAUUUGACCGUUUAAGGCGAUUAAAAGAGCGUGCGAUAUUGGUGGAAGGAGAGCAAAGAGCUAAAGUUACAGAUUUAUCUAAUGAACGUAAAAUAUAUGCAGAUACAUUUGUAUCAUUACGGAAUCGUUUAAUAAAAGCUCGGCGAACUGACACUAAUGCAUUGACAAUAUUAUCCGAAGAAUGUAAUACGACCAUUGAUUAUUUAAGGAAUUUAUACAAAAAAGGUGAACAUUUAUUGAAUGCAGCAACGGUUUGCCUAAAAUUAGAAAAACAACAAGAAAAAGUUUUGCCAUUUCGAUAUUAUGAAUACAAUAAAGAACGUGCAAGCUUACAGGAAAAUGAGUCACUAACACUAAAGAGUAAAUAUUCCUUACCAGAAAUGGAACAAUUUUUCUCUCGUGUAGGACAAGUAAAUAUUGAUCGUAUAGCUUUACAAGAGGAACGUGAACAUUUAAAGCGUGAAAAUAGAUUAUUAAGAAAGAAGAUUCAAGAUUAUUAUGACAGUGCAGCAUACGUGAAUCCAUAUUUAGAUCCUCCAAAGCCACGUCAUAAAUACAAAAAAUGUCAUGGGUUUCAAUUAUCACCAAUUAAUAUAAUCAAUGCUGCUGAUAUUGUGAACAAUUUAUUAUAA
Molecule: messenger RNA, 1401 nt
Organism: Chrysoperla carnea
Lineage: Eukaryota; Metazoa; Arthropoda; Insecta; Neuroptera; Chrysopidae
Product: dynein regulatory complex subunit 2-like
Exons: 8
Coding region: 1-1401 (466 amino acids)
Biological process (GO): cilium-dependent cell motility; regulation of cilium movement; axonemal dynein complex assembly
Cellular component (GO): axonemal dynein complex; axoneme
Source: RefSeq, a predicted model, not a curated record